Messenger RNA from Harpia harpyja (harpy eagle), 2903 nucleotides. RefSeq names its product hyaluronan synthase 3 (gene HAS3). Lineage: Eukaryota; Metazoa; Chordata; Aves; Accipitriformes; Accipitridae. The coding region runs from base 990 to 2636 and encodes 548 amino acids. Gene Ontology annotation, molecular function: hyaluronan synthase activity. Gene Ontology annotation, biological process: extracellular matrix assembly; hyaluronan biosynthetic process. The record is from RefSeq and is a predicted model, not a curated record. The transcript has 4 exons.
CCCAUCCCCUUUCACGGUGCCUCUGGGGAAGGUCCUGCCAUGGCACUGCCUGCCCUGCGCCCAUUCCUGGGGUCUCCCUCACCGUGGGGUCUGAGGAUAGGGCCCUUCCACUGCGGCACUAGGAGCCCCCUCCCUGCCAGGGCUGCCGUGUGUGCCGGGAACACGGCCAGGGGCUGCGGGACCCUGCAGGGUGCCUGGCCAGGACCACCGCUCGGGGUCCCUGGGUGCUCGGGGACAUCCCAGUGUCAGGGUCACCCCUCUCCCUCCAGCCAGGGCAGCCCUCAUGGGUGCUGCAGCACCGCGGGCCCCGCUCCUGCGCCGGGAUCUGCACCCACCGGGUGGGGAGAGCAGGGCUGGGGGUGGGGGUGCUGUGGGGUCCCACCAGAGUCCUUGGGGACCCAGCCCGGAGCCCCCCUCGCCCCGGGCAGCCCCCAGCCCUGCUGUGCACAGCCCCAGGUACCCGUUUGCCAGCUGCCCCGUGCCAUGCCGGAUGGUGUGAGGGGCCCAGCACCCCCCUUCCCUGCAAGGUUGGGGGUGCUGGGCUGUGUCUCCACCCCCAGCGAAGCCGCCUGCGCCAGGCCCACACCUCGCCGUGCCGUGCCGUGCCGUGCCGCUCGGCCGGGUGUGCACGGGCAGUGGGGAGCGCAUUGUCCUCGCCGGAGAGCGGCAGCGGCCGAGCGCUUCUCCUUGCUCUUGCUGCCGUCAGCCUGCACCGGUGCCGGUGCCGGGCCGCGGGCACACGCCGGGAUGCUGCCGUACCGGCUGUGCCUCCCCAGGGCCUGCCGCGAGCAGCAGAGGACGGUUUUUGAAUGAAAAGUCUCUUUUAAUGCCGCUGGCCAGGCGCCGUCCAGCCAUCCUGCUGUGGGGAACAAGGAGGCGGCUGUGCCGGAGGAGGAGGGAAUUUGGUUUCCACCUUGUGCGGCGCUCCUGCGGCCAGUCGCCGGCCGGCAGCGGGGAGAGGUGCCCAGCAGCCGCGGGCACAACGAAAGAUGCCAGUGAGCCUCUCCACGGCCCUGCGCGUCGUCGGGACCAGCCUCUUCGCCUUGGCGGUGCUGGGGGGCAUCCUGGCCGCCUACGUCACGGGCUACCAGUUCAUCCACACGGAGAAGCACUACCUCUCCUUCGGGCUCUACGGGGCCAUCCUGGGGCUGCACCUCUUCAUCCAGAGCCUCUUCGCCUUCCUGGAACACCGGCGCAUGCGGGGCGAGGGGCGGCCGGUGCGGCUGGGGCGCUCGGUGGCCCUCUGCAUCGCCGCUUACCAGGAGGAUCCCGACUACCUGAAGAAGUGCCUGCGCUCCGUCAAGCGCAUCGCCUUCCCCGACCUCAAAGUGGUGAUGGUGGUGGACGGGAACGGCCCCGACGACACCUACAUGUUGGACAUCUUCCACGACGUGAUGGGCUCCGAGCGUUCGGGCAGCUACGUCUGGAGGAGCAACUUCCACGCGCAGGGCGAGGGGGAGACGGAGGCCGGGCUGCGGGAAGGGCUGGCCCGCGUCCAGGCGCUGGUGCGCGGCACCACCUACUCCUGCAUCCUCCAGAAGUGGGGCGGGAAGCGGGAGGUGAUGUACACGGCCUUCCGGGCGCUCGGAGACUCCGUGGAUUACAUCCAGGUGUGUGACUCAGACACGGUGCUGGACCCCGCCUGCACCGCCGAGAUGCUCCGCAUCCUGGAGGCCGACCCCCGCGUCGGCGGCGUUGGCGGCGACGUCCAGAUCCUGAACAAGUACGACUCGUGGAUCUCCUUCCUGAGCAGCGUGCGGUACUGGAUGGCCUUCAACGUGGAGCGUGCCUGCCAGUCCUACUUUGGCUGCGUGCAGUGCAUCAGCGGGCCCCUGGGCAUGUACCGCAACGCCCUGCUGCAGCAGUUCCUCGAGGACUGGUACCACCAGACCUUCCUGGGCAGCAAGUGCAGCUUCGGGGACGACCGGCACCUCACCAACCGCGUGCUCAGCCUGGGCUACCAGACCAAGUACACGGCUCGCUCCAAGUGCCUGACGGAGACGCCCACCCGCUACCUGCGCUGGCUCAACCAGCAGACCCGCUGGAGCAAGUCCUACUUCCGCGAGUGGCUCUACAACGCCCUGUGGUUCCACAAGCAUCACCUCUGGAUGACCUACGAGUCGGUGGUGACCGGCUUCUUCCCCUUCUUCCUCAUCGCCACCGUCAUCCAGCUCUUCUACCGCGGCCGCAUCUGGAACAUCCUCCUCUUCCUGCUGACGGUGCAGCUGGUGGGCAUCAUCAAGGCCACCUACGCCUGCUUCCUGCGGGGCAACGCCGAGAUGAUCUUCAUGUCCCUCUACGCCCUCCUCUACAUGUCCAGCCUGCUGCCCGCCAAGAUGUUCGCCAUCGCCACCAUCAACAAGUCGGGCUGGGGCACGUCGGGGCGCCGGACCAUCGUGGUUAACUUUGUGGGGUUGCUGCCGGUGUCGGUGUGGGUGGCGGUGCUGCUGGGCGGGCUGGCCUACACCGCCUACAGCCAGGACCUCUUCAGCGAGACCGAGGUGGCCUUCCUCGUCUCGGGUGCCAUCCUCUACGCCUGCUACUGGGUGGCCCUGCUCACCCUCUACCUGGCCAUCGUCGCCCGGCGCUGCGGCAAGCGGCAGGAGCAGUGCGGGCUGGCCUUUGCCGAGGUCUGACCGCGGAAAGCGCCGGGGUGGCCCCGCGUGCUGGGGCGACCGCCACCGGUCCCCUCCUCGCCCGCCACCAGCCCCGGCACAGCCGGCACUGAGCCAUCGGGUGCUGGGCAGCGCUGAGCGCGCCCGCCGCGGCGUUUCUGAUCAAGUCUUGCUUUUUUUGUUGUUGUUUUGUUUGGUUUUUUUCUUAUUUUCAUUUUUCUGUACAAACCUGGCUGCUGGCCGGGGAGAGGCCGAGCCGGGGCUGACUGUCACCGGGCUGGGCACAGC